AAAGAUAACCAACAAGGUUCCGGAAACUGGCGGGUUUCAAGACCUUAUCACAGGGCUUCCGGUGAUCUGGAGCUCUGGGAGCGUCGGGAGCCUAACUGGUUCGGAUUUUGGCGGCUGAUUGUAGUUUCCAAAUAACAGUGAAACAGACGACCGAGGAAAGGUGCCUCGGCAGAGUUGCGCAGGAGAGGACCUAAAACCUUUUCAAAGAAGAAUGGAGGAAAAUAUGAUGCUCACUACAGUGGAAGACACUGUGGAGUACCACCUGUUCCUGAUACCAGAUGAAUCAAAGGACCCAGGAAAACACAGAGAAAUUCUUGAGAAGUAUAUUGAGAGAAUAAUGACCCAGUUUGCACCUAUGCUGGCUCCCUACAUCUGGCAGAAUCAGCCUUUUAAUCUCAGAUAUAAACCUGGCAAAGGAGGUGUUCCUGCUCAUAUGUAUGGCAUGACAAAGUUUGGGGACAAUAUUGAGGAUGAAUGGUUUAUUGUUUAUUUAAUAAAAGAGAUUACAAAGGAAUUUCCAGAGUUAGUAGCCAGGAUUGAAGACAAUGAUGGUGAAUUCUUGUUAAUAGAAGCUGCCGACUUUCUUCCUAAAUGGUUAGAUCCUGAUAAUAGUGCCAAUAGGGUGUUUUUCCACCAUGGGGAGUUGUGCAUUAUUCCUGUACCAAGGAAAUCUGAGACAGUAUCCUGGUUACCCACCACCCCCCCAACAAUCCCACAAGCAUUGAAUAUAAUUUCAACACACCCAGAAAAAGUUUUGGCUUCAGAAUCCAUACGAGCUGCUGUUAAUAGGCGCAUCAGGGGGUACCCAGAAAAAAUUCAGGCCUCCUUGCACCGAGCACACUGCUUCCUCCCAGCUGGCAUUGCAGUGGUACUAAAGCAGAGGCCCAGAUUGGUGGCUGCUGCUGUCCAGGCUUUUUACCUGCGGGACCCCAUUGACCUGCGAGCCUGUCGUGUCUUCAAGACAUUCUUGCCGGAAACACAAAUAAUGACAUCAGUUACUUUCACUAAAUGUCUCUACGCACAAUUGAUACAACAGAGGUUUGUGCCAGACCGGCGGAGUGGAUACAGGCUGCCACCUCCAUCUCAUCCCCAGUACCGAGCCCAUGAAUUGGGCAUGAAGUUGGCUCAUGGAUUUGAGAUCUUAUGCUCCAAAUGUAGCCCACAUUUUUCAAACUCCAAGAAGUCCCUUGUGACUACCUCACCACUCUGGGCUAGCUUCCUUGAAAGUCUGAAAAAGAAUGAUUACUUUAAGGGACUAAUAGAAGGUUCUGCUCAAUACCGUGAAAGACUAGAAAUGGCAAAGAACUACUUCCAACUCUCAGUAGACCGGCCAGAAAGUUCACUUGCUAUGAGCCCAGGUGAAGAAAUCUUGACCAUGUUACAGACAGUGACAUUUGAUAUAGAAGAGCUUAAAAAAGAAGACGCUAACCUUCCCCCAGAGGAUGAUGACCAGUGGUUAGAGCUUUCACCAGAUCAGCUGGAUCAGCUACUGCAGAAAGCUGCUGGCACAAAAGAAUCACAACCCAUUUCCAAGAAGGAGGAAGAGCAGAACUAUGAAUUAACUCAAGUCACAGAUAGCAUGAAAGCUUUCAUAUCCAAAGUUUCAACCCAUAAGGGAGCAGAGCUGCCUCGAGAACCCUCUGAGGCUCCAAUCACUUUUGAUGCAGAUUCCUUUUUAAAUUAUUUUGAUAAAAUUUUAGGGCCAAAGGCUCAGGAGUCAGACUCUGAUGAUCUGGAUGAGGAAGACUUUGAAUAUUUAGACAGUGAUGAUGACUUGGACCUCAAGAUGCAGGAACCUGGUGAAGAAGCUUCUCUGAAAGGAACUCUUGAUGACCUCAAAUCAUACAUGGCCCAAAUGGACCAAGAACUGGCACACACCAGCAUGGGCAAAAGUUUUACCACUAAGAAGCAAAUGGACCCUUCAUCCAAGACCACUAGUAACAAUUCAGAUGAGGAAGAUUCUGGUGCCGGAGAUUCUGUUAUGGCCCCAGUGGAUGUAGACCUGAACCUGGUUUCAAAUAUACUGGAAUCCUACAGCUCCCAAGCUGGGCUGGCAGGGCCUGUCUCAAACCUUUUACAGAGCAUGGGUGUGCAACUGCCUGACAACAGCGAUCACAGAGCCACAAGUAAGCCAGUGAAAGCAAAACGAUGCCCUUAGAAUAUUUUGCUUACGAAAGUAAAAACAAUGGAAGUACAGUUGUCACUCAGGAUCCACGGGAUUCAUUCCAGGACCUGCCUACAUCAAAACCCACAGGUUCUCAAGUCCCUUAUAUAAAAUGGCAUAGUAUUUAUAUAUAAUCUAUGCACAUCCUCCUCUGUAUUCAUCUCUGGAUUACUUAUAUUAAUGCAAUGUGUGUGCUAUGUAAAUAAGUGUUAUACUGUAUUACUUAGAGAAUAAUUACAGGAAAAUACAUGUGCUGUAUUUUGCCAAAUAUUUUCAAUCCACAGUUGAAUCCACGAAUGCAGAGCCCAUGGAUACAGAAAGCCACACUGGCCCCUGUUCCACAACCAAGGGAGGAAUUAGAACGGUGUGGUAGAGUUCCUCUUUGGGGGUCUCCUAUCACAAACUAAUACCAUACCCCGCCCAGUCCUUCCUCUUCUUAUUUUCACAGUGAUGUUGACUAAAAUGAGUUGAGAAACAGGAAGAGUAUUGGACAUUGAUUUAAGAAAGCAUUGGAUGUAAAUGUUUCUUUUUACUGCAUAAGGCAACACUUUGAUAGGGGCCGGGGAUUUAGCUCAGUGGUUCUGCUGCCUGCCCCGCAAGCGCAAGGACCCAAGUUCGGUCCCCGGUACCAAAAAAAAAAGAAAAGAAAAAAAAAAAGGCAACACUUUGACAUUU
This is a messenger RNA of Heterocephalus glaber (naked mole-rat), 2839 nucleotides long. It is a transcript of the gene Ecd, whose product is annotated as ecdysoneless cell cycle regulator. Lineage: Eukaryota; Metazoa; Chordata; Mammalia; Rodentia; Bathyergidae. The record is from RefSeq and is a predicted model, not a curated record. Gene Ontology annotation, cellular component: nucleus.